AAGUUGUUACACUGUUCUGUCAUCAAACAGAAUCAGAACUUGAACCUAUCAUCAUCGUUGGAAAAAUAAAAGAUAUUUAAAAAAAAAAUUAAAAAUGCCACCAACGCCAAGGUCUGCAAAGGCUGCCCUCGAAGUCGAUCAACGAAAAUUGGCCGAUUUGGUGAAAUCAAACAGCGAUCUUUCCAUCCGGGGACAGAAAAAAGUCUGGGAGAAAAUAGCAGAUGAACUUAAAGCUCCAGUGGAGGAUGUUAAAAAAGCGUGGUCGAAAUUUCAAGAACAAGAAGCGGCGAAAAAAAUUAAGGAGUCCAAUAUGAGAAGGUCCUUGAGAAGUAGUACUCUUGAUACCAGCAAAGGUUUGCAAAAACCAGCCGAAUUUUGCAGACGAUCUCUGAGGUCAAGUUCAAUUGACAAAUCUAGUGUAACUGGGCCCUCUAACGACAACAGUUGCGCGAGCAGCACCUGCAGCUCACCUCCAAAGGCAGAGGAAAAGCGUUCAGUCAGGUCAAUUUCUCAAUUGUCUUCCAUUCUUGAGACGGAUUUAAUAUCCAUGGCUGCUGGAGAUGCGACUUUUAUUGGACUCGAAGAAUUAAAAGGUCCACAUCAGGAUCUCGACCAAGACCAGGAUCAGGAUCAGGAUCAAGAUGAAACUUUGAUCUCCAUUCAGGAGAGCAUGUUUUCAGAGCAAUAUGUAUCUGAUACAAAUGAUCGUUUUCAGCAAGAUUCAGGAACGGAGAGAAAUCUUCGACAUCGAUUUUCCGAGCCAGGACAUCCAACAUCAAAAAAGAUGAUUCAGACAUCUGUGAAUUCUUCCCCGAGACGUGGAUCAAUCAACAAUAACAAAAAUAAUAAAAAUAAACGCAGCCCUAAUCCGACCGAUUCAACGAGAUCUUUUUUUGACAGCAUGGCCCUGACUGUGGCCACUUUUCCUCAACACCUGCAAGCUCAAGUGAAAGGUCAAGUUUGCAAAAUCAUCUCUGACACUGAGUACGAUUUUUCAUUGCCCCAGGUGCCCUAAUCGAAUUUGAGUCUCCUGGGACGGAUUUUUAAACAUUGUCCCUCGAAUUGUUCGUUUUAGAUUAUUUUGAUUCGAAAUGAGCUUGCGGGCGACCCUGAAGCUUCACUAAAGCUUCUUGAAACCGUGCCAAAAAUGUUGCACUCGUAAAAAAAGGUGUCAGUUUAAUAGUGAAAAGAAAAUAGAAGAGAAGUGGGGAAUUUCAAUUCAUUUCUUUUACAAUCUUUUUCGAUUAAAAAAGGGUUAAUUAGGGCUUUAAGAAACUUUCAAAAAUUAAUUAAUAUGAGCUAAUUUCCCUAGAGAAGGUCUUUGGAGAAACUUUUUAAUUGGCUUUGCGAAAUUUGAACAAAUUUUCGAUUAUGUAAACAUGCUUUUGGACAAUUAUUUUCGAAAGGUGAUAACAAAAAACAAAAUUUGCUAAUUUUGUUAAACAAUGCACAUUUUGGCUCGGGCGCGGUCAUAAAUUAUCUGCAACUGGCAAACGUUGUAUAAAAGCUGAUUCAUUUAACUUCAGAUUUGUCUCAAAGCAUAAACUUUAAUUAGAACUGCACAGACUUUAUGUAACCCCAAUAUCUUGCUCUUAAAUUGAUGCCUUAUGCAAUCAUUCUUAAAAAAUUCCCGCAAGCUUUUUCCAAACUUGUUAAAAGUUUUGUAACUUUCUUCGGUUCUUUUUAACAUUUUUCUCUAAUUUCAUUUUUGGUUCUUUAUUUUUUGUUUUUCUCAUUUUCGUACGAGACUUGCGUUUAGUUCAACUUGGAGAAUUAAGCUCCACUUUUACAACGAUUAUACGCUGAUUCAUGGCUUGUACGUUUUUCGAUUUAAAUAAUAAAAUUAAAAAAUUUAUUCUUUA
Molecule: messenger RNA, 1862 nt
Organism: Belonocnema kinseyi
Lineage: Eukaryota; Metazoa; Arthropoda; Insecta; Hymenoptera; Cynipidae
Exons: 4
Coding region: 95-1015 (306 amino acids)
Source: RefSeq, a predicted model, not a curated record